AUGCCAUACAAAUGCAAACAUUUCAAAUCAAUGUGCAUAAGUGCAAGCUGUAUAUGUUGUCCCUUCUUUCUUUUGGUUCUUCUUGCAUUACUUGCAGGGAUAUUUGAUGAUGGUGGACUUCGAACUGCGACCUAUGUUGUAUUUGUUAUUGUGAGCGUCAGUAGAAGAGUCCAGGAGAGUUAUCAGGAAAGGCGAAAUACUGUACCAGAUCCGGAAAACAGCAAUGAAAAUCAAAUGUCAUAUUCAAUGGCAACAAGCUCUAUCUCUACCUUUAGUACCUCAUCGUCGUCACGAUCAUUAUCAUCUUUGUCAAAUUCUGUCAGCUCUAGUCUAAAUCUUUAUGACCUACAAUCACACAAUGGCACGCAUGUCACGCCACAAAUAGAAAAUAAUGAUGCCAUUAGAACAAACAACGAAGAUGACUCGCUACAGCAGACAACUACAAUUGUCGACCAUUGUUUUAUGAAAGAACCCGGGACACCACUAAGUUAUGAUGGGAAUGAAUCGUCAUUUGCAACAUCUUCAUUCAACAACAGUGUAAACUCAUUGGCAAUAAACUCUUGUAGCUCUAGUCUAAAUCUUUAUGACCCACCACCAAACGAUGACACGUACGUCACGCCACACGUUAAAAAUAAUGAUGCCACCAUAGAAAACGACGUAAAUGAAUCUCUACAUAAGACUUCGAUUACUACUCGACCCUGUAUGCAUGUACCUGAACCAGUGUGUCUAUAUGAAGAUUCAUCAUGCUUAGAACAAGAACGUCGUUGCGAAAUCACAUCGUCAAAGGAUAAUUGCCCUAGCAUGUCACCACCACCCUACUGUCUUUUUGUCAAAAGUUGCAUAGAGGAUAUAAGGUUCAAGGAAACACCAGAAUCAGUCUCGACUGAAGAACGACAAAUUGAAUGCUCAGUAUCGCGAACUAGUGAUAAAGACCCUCCCUGUUACGAAGUAGCUAUGUCGAUGUAG
Messenger RNA from Styela clava, 966 nucleotides. The record is from RefSeq and is a predicted model, not a curated record. Lineage: Eukaryota; Metazoa; Chordata; Ascidiacea; Stolidobranchia; Styelidae.